Molecule: messenger RNA, 1104 nt
Organism: Aspergillus tanneri
Lineage: Eukaryota; Fungi; Ascomycota; Eurotiomycetes; Eurotiales; Aspergillaceae
Exons: 1
Coding region: 1-1104 (367 amino acids)
Source: RefSeq, a predicted model, not a curated record
AUGUCAUUUACAGAAGGCCGUGGCUCGCGCACCCUCAUCAAUUCCCUUUAUAUUCCCCGAUGUCCCUUGUGCCAGUUCAUUUCCGCCUGUGGUGCCUCCUUUCUCAUCCCCCAACACAUGAUGGCCAGCCAACCCACGCCCCGAGGAGGCCUCCUUCGUCGUCUCUUUCUCGCUGCGUUCGAUCGGGAAGAGCAGGGCUUCCCCCCGAUGCCAGCCCAUGCUGCGAUGACACCAGUGAAUGGUCACCCCCCCGAUACCCCCAUGGACGCCGCAGCGCUCUCGGUCCGCCCCCAUCUACCCAAGCGUCUCACCGUGUCGACCACCGACACGAGCUGUCUGAUCCCGCCGGGCGACAAGCUACUCGUUUUCCGAGCGCUGACGGGCAUCGACAGUGUCCCGACCCUGACUACGCUGCAUCAUUUCGCCCGUACAGCCCCCAAUGUCGGCAUCUACACACGCGUCGUGCGCGCGGAACAAUCCGCGGCACAGCGCUACCGCUUCUUCAGCAUCUUGAUCAACACAUGUCUGAGCAUUCAGAUCGUAGUGGCAGCCGCCUUGACAGCUCUGGGGGCCGCUUCCGGUCCCCAUGCCGCUGUCACGGCGUUCGGCGCCAUCAAUACCAUCAUGGCCGGCGUCCUAACCUACCUCAAAGGGUCGGGACUACCCGAUCGUCUCAAACAAUACCAGCACGAGUGGCGCAAUAUUCGCGAGUAUAUCGAGCAGCGCGAGCGUGAAAUGUGCCUUGACGGAUGCGGUCUCGACGUCCAGGAGGAGAUCCAGAUCAUCGAGCAUAUGUAUGAGGGGGUGAAGCGAAAGAUCGAGGCCACCAAGAGCAGCGGUGACAACCGUGCCUCACAGCAGAGCAGGAACCAUCGUCGGUCAUUCCUCCCUAUGGAUCAACCUCCCUCGUCACAGCCACCGCCGUCACAAUCUCGAUUCUCACAGCCCCCGCCGAUGCAGCAUCAGUCGGCGCAUUACUCGUCGACGCAGCCUACGUCGUCACAGUAUCCUCCAUCUCAGUUCUUUCCAGCGCCGGCCCGGGAGGUGCUGAGGUCCAGUCCGGUGGCAGUGCCGGAACCGUCUAUGUCGACGGAAAAGCUCUGA